Myxocyprinus asiaticus (Chinese sucker) is the source of this 8208-nucleotide messenger RNA. Its product is annotated as transitional endoplasmic reticulum ATPase-like. The transcript is spliced from 19 exons. NCBI's taxonomy places the organism in Eukaryota, Metazoa, Chordata, Actinopteri, Cypriniformes, Catostomidae. The record is from RefSeq and is a predicted model, not a curated record. Gene Ontology annotation, cellular component: VCP-NPL4-UFD1 AAA ATPase complex; nucleus; cytosol. Gene Ontology annotation, biological process: autophagosome maturation; mitotic spindle disassembly; retrograde protein transport, ER to cytosol. The coding region runs from base 5724 to 8141 and encodes 805 amino acids. Gene Ontology annotation, molecular function: ATP binding; polyubiquitin modification-dependent protein binding; ATP hydrolysis activity.
GACAACCCCGUCAACAACUUUAGGGCCGUGUUGAAGCGAGUUUCGCACAGGGCGCCAUACAAGCUAGAAUCGCCACUGCCUCACAGAUCAUUUAUUCUACCAUCCAUUCACACCCCUGUUUUGUAGUCUUGUUCCAAACAGGCUGUUUUAGUGUCUGUAGCUUUAAAUGCAAAGGAGCUGCUGCUCCCCACACCCCUUUUUGGAAGUGGGCUGUGCCUUUCCAUCUGGUGCCAUGGAUACCCACCAACAACAAUGCAGGAGAUCUUAAACAUUUAAAAAAUUAUAAAUAACACAGAGAACACACUUAAGACAAUCAUCUUACUGUAUUGUGCAUAACAAAGGUCGAGAUAUGAAAUAUGAAAAACAGCUAUAGUUGUCGAAAAUACCACUGUCGUUUCAUAAUCGUUUUUGAAAUAGUGACUAGUUCUAUUACACGGAAAAUCAUCAUUGCAUGACCACUCAAGCGGGACUGUGGAUGACGCCAAUCAGUUUAUAUCGUAACCGAAGCAGGGCUACAGCUUCUUUGUUAUGGAGGAAGGUAGUUAGGGACUAGUUGCUACGUUACACAAAGCACAAUGUUUUCACAACAAGCGUUUUUUGCGCAAAGUGCAAACAAGCAAAUUCAGAAAGCCAAAUUGCAAACAUUAAAAAAGUGUAAAGUGUGAAGGCUUGCAAUUCUGAAGUUGGGUCGUGGAGAGUUGGUAUUGGUCCAUCCUUGAUCCUUCGCUUUGAAGCAAAUCCAGCCUUGUUUUGACCAUCGUUGAUGAAGCAGUCCGAAUUAGCACAAGCGGCUCUAGCGAGAAGAUAAAUAUGGUGGACUGUGCGCUGCUCGCUCCGGUUUAAUGAGGACGGAUCUAAGCUACUCAGGCGGAUCUCUUCGCCAGCCGUGGGCGGUAACUUUCCCCUUUUGACAUCAUUAGGGGCUGCAAACCUGAACGGCUCAUUCGGAGACACUGUUUUUUUAUUGAUGGGGAAAGGAAAGAAAUGAGGGGAUGGUCUUUUACCAUAUUUUGUGGUUGUCUGCAUACACUGGGGACACACAAUUAUGUUAAAAACAAUUAAAAAGUGUAUUUUGCAUAAUAUGUCCCCUUUAAUUCUGCUCUGACAUGGAUUCUGCUGCUCAAAUUGUGACUUUUGACCCUGAAUAGAUGCCAUCAACUGGAUUGGAUCUGCAUAAUCUCUUUAGGGCAGUAGAGGGCAGAACAUUACCAUUUACCUCACUGGUUAAAGUUUUUUCAGUGAAAGUAAAUGAAUACUAGGUGAUUCUGAUAUUGCACAGAAUUGUAAAGUAACUGUUUUUUUUUUCUCAAUGUUGAGAGAAGACAUUUUGAGGAAAACCUGAAUAAGCAGCAUAAUUGUGAAAGAGGUUUAAAAGAGGCUCAGAGAGAACUUUCUGAAUCAGCUAAAGGAGUGUUUACACUGACAGCGAUUUGCAGCAACAAAGUGACCGGAAGUCAUUCAUUUGCAAAGAGAGUGGGCAGUUUGAGCUGACGUAAGCGUCAGACACUGCUGACGAUGUGAUGAGACGCAAUGCAGCACCUACCAAUGGGAGCACAGACAGUGAAGCUCACGAAUCUGCCACUUGAUGCAGUUGGAUAUUGCAGUCAAGUCAGAACGGCUGCUUGAAACCAACAGUACUUCAACUUGGUGACCUGCACCAAUUUAUUCACUGUCAGUCUGAACAUCCUUUAAGGGUCAACAUACUGGUCAACUCUUGUUGCAGUGACAACAACCCUUGCCUUCCCUCAAAAUGGAUUUUUUGGCGACAAUCUAGUAAGACAUUCAAGAAGAAGAAAAAAAAACAUUUGAAAGUAUUAUUGAACAUUCUGGGGCGGCACAGUGGCUCAGUGGGUAGCACUGUCGCCUCAAAGGAGGGUUUGAGUCCCAGCUCAACUGGGCCUUUCUGUUUUGAGUUUGCAUGUUCUCCCUGUGUUUGUGUGGGGUGCUCCGGUUUCCCCCACAGUCCGAAAGACAUGCAGUUAUGUUAAUUGGAGACCCUAAAUUGCUGUAGGUGUGAGUGAGAGUGUGAAUGUGUAUGUCUGUGUGUGUUGCCCUGUGAUGGAGUGGCCACCUGUCCAGGGUGUUUCCCUUGCCCUACAUAGGACAAGUGGCUAUAGAAGAUGAAUGGAUGGAUGGAUUGCGAAAGUCCCAUCCAGAGUUCUUCUGGCCACGUCCAAUUACCAAACUGUGUGUGUGUACAGAAUGGCAUUAAGCACUCAAAUGUGAAGUGACAACCGGAUUUAGCUGAAGUAUGUAUGUGGCCAAUAUGUAUGCAGAUUUCUUGCACGCAAUCAAGCAGGCUUAUCUCACUGAGGAUCUCCCUUUAAAGCCUGCAACACAACAACUUUCUGUUUGAUUUCAUUUAACCUCGGAGUCAUAAGCCAUAUUCAUUUGGCACAUGGAAUGUUACCAUUGAUAACUGCAAAGCAUUUGUAAAUAACUAUUUGAGGUGAAGUCCAAGUUGCAAAGCAAUGGACGUAUUCCUUCAACAGCAGUUUUACAAUGUGUCUGAUUGUCCACAAACGCACAGAGAGCACCCAGAAGCCAUUGCCCCUUUUGAAUAUUAAAAUUUGUAAAUAAUGUCAGCCCGUCUUACAUUACUGUUGACAGUUCCUGUAAAUAAUAAUAAUAAUAAUAAUAAUAAUAAUGGAUGUUUCCAUUUAACAAAUAUCAAGAAUUGACUCCAUGGAGAGAAGAGACUUUAUUUAAAGGGCAACACAUUUCUAUCAAGCUUAUAACACCAACACAUGGAUGUCUUAUGCCCUUUUAUUCAAGUGUCUUCUACAUUGUCAGUUAUGAAGGAGCACUAUGUGGACUCCACAUGUGGAUGGAUUCAUCAGACUCGUUAAUGGGACAGUUGCUGUUUUUGGGGGGUGUUUAUUGUGUCAGUAAAGGCGAGUUCAUUUCCAUCUUGAAGUAAUCCUGUAUGAGUUUCAAUUGCUCUGUGCAAUAGGUCAAUCUGAUUUCAGAUUAUAGAGACACCUCAAAUUCCAAGCAAACCUGAUUUAUUUAUUUGUAUGUUGUUGUUUUUUUUAUAUAUAUAUAUAUAUAGUCUGUUAAUAACGGUUCCUUGUCUAAAAUAUGCAGAGGUACUUUGGUUGAUUUAUGUUCUCAUGUUGUCCUGACACCACAUGCAACAUAAAUCUGUGGCCCCAGUCAAGCUGGAGUCAUUGCAAUGGUUAUCAAGCCUGCAAUUUCAUCAUUUCUACUCCUUGUAACUAAGCAGAACAACAGAACAGUCAACAAACCAGUGUGGAUUGUACAGCAGCUGUACGUAACGUCAUUAACAGCAUUGUUUGAACCAGUGAGGUUCAAACAAUGGAUGAGCUGAUUAGCAACACAGAUUUUGGUUUCGGGAAACAAUGUGACUUGCUACUUAGUUUCUCCAUCUAUGUAUCUUGCUGUGGUGGGCUGGAUGUGAGCUAUACGUCGUUGCAUGGGAAACACACCUUUGUUUGUUUGAGCAGUCAAGCAUAGCAACAUUGGCCCACCGAAUGGCGUGAGUCUGGGGCGGAGCUAUCUGUUUGGAAUGCAAUGGGAGACGGGGAGUUUUAGGGAAGUUAGUCAUUUUUUGGGAUCCCUUUUGAUUCCAUUUGAAGUGAUGCAGAAAAUUGCACAAUGCCACUUUAAUCAAGUCAAAUAUCAAAACCUUCAAUAAACGUGAGAAGUAAUUUCUGGUAAGAAGAAGCAACAAAGUUUGUUAGUGCAGAGAAAUGAUGGGGUGUGCCAACAGAGGGCAGCAUAGAUACCAAAACAUUUACUCUGGAAUCCAAUUUUACACCCGACAGGAUAAGUUACAACAAUCGUAAACGUUAGACCAGCAUUCACCUUGUUGAAUGUAGACUCUGGGAUUGACUGUCUAAUCGUCAUCAUCAUCAUCAUGUCAUGAAUAUUCCACUAUUUCUUCAUUGUAUUCUUUUUUUUUUUUUAGCACUUACAUUUAAUGUUAGAUUCAUUUUGAGGAACGCUUCGAGCGCAACAGUCGGGUUCCGGAAGUAGAAAUCACAUUAAUUUUCUCAAUAGACAAAUAGGCUAGAUUUUAUAAACCUUUAAAGACAAACCUACCAUGAGCUCCGAUGUUCUUCAUUGAUGGUAUAUGCUUCUGUUGGAGCCAUCAGUCCACAUUAUUUCAGCUCAUUUAAAAAAAUCAUGUUUAAUAGUAGAAUUAUAGGAAUUCAUAUCUGGUGAAGAAUGGCACUAUCCAUGAUCCUAAAGGGGGAAAUCACCAAUCAGAGAACCGCACGCUACCAUGACGCACUGUGAAUGAUGCAAACGAGUUGGUCUCCCUACGCUCUCGAACUACUUAUGUAUUUGUAUACAGUAUAUACGAAUAUUUUGCAAUUAAAUGAAACUAAAUAUAUUGUUUCUAUACUUAUAAUCAACAACCUAAAAUAGUUUCAUAUUUUCUACCAUCAUUUUUCUUUUAUUUUUAUUUUUAAUUUGGAAUGCCCAAUUCCCAAUGCACUCCAAGUCCUCGUGGUGACGUAGUGACUCGCCUCAAUCUGGGUGGCGGAGGACGAAUCUCAGUUGCCUCCGCGUCUGAGACCGUCAAUCCACGCAUCUUAUCACAUGGCUUGUUGAGCGCGUUACCAUGUAGACAUAGCGCAUGUGGAGGCUUCAUGCUAUUCUUCGCGGCAUCCAUGCACAACUCACCACACGCCCCACUGAGAGCGAGAGCCACAUUAUAGCGACCACGAGGAGGUUACCCCGUAUGACUCUACCCACCCUAGCAACCGGGCCAAUUUGGUUGCUUAGGAGACCUGGCUGGAGUCACUCAGCACACCCUGGAUUCGAGCUCAUGACUCCAGGGGUGGUAGUCAGCGUCAAUACUUACUGAGCUACCCAGGCCCCCUUCUACCAGCAUUUUUAAUUCAAUUAUGUCAUUCGCAAUGCUUCAUGGGAUUGUAGUUCAUCCCCUCAUUAAAGACAUUAAGUCAGCAGUCUUCUACUGUUGUCUUUUUGUCCAACUUUCAAAUACCUUUUUACUGCGAAGUUUGUAAUGUGAUUCACCUCAGAGCUGGUUGGUUAGGUUCAUGGUUCACAACUCUUUUAUGAAGGAUUUUAUUAAAUACUUAUGGUAAAAUUAAUGGGAAAAAUACUUCCGGAAUUGUGUCUUGUGGGCGAGCACUGUUGCGCAAUAUUGAAUAGCAAUUAUUUCUGUAUAUCACAUUUAUCUCUGCUGUUUUAUAAUAAACAAAAUGCUUUAUGAUUACAUGCAUUAAAAAGGACAUUCAAGAUGACUGUAUGCCUGAUGUAUAUUUUCAAAUGAUGUGUGUUUGUAUAUUUGUGUUAGAAUGACAGAAAGGAAUACCUGGAAUGAGUUGGGUGGUAAAAGGGACAGGAAGUCGAUGACCAGGUUGGAAAGAAGACAAUCACUUUCAGUUAUCAUAGAGAAAGCACAUAAAAUUAUACAGUAGGAGAGCUGUGUAUUAUGUGGUUUAUUGUGUCAGAAUUAUAUUUAUAUUCGAGGGGAUGGAUUUCAGGCAUCCAGUGGGUACCAGAGGGCGGCACACAAACACACACAUAAACACACAUUUUCUAGGCAUGGAGCCUGCAGUCAGGGGGUGUGUCACACUUUGUACUGCUCUGAACUGAAAAUAAGGACUACGAACUAGACCAGGACUACAAACUCUUAACUGCCAGGAUACAGAAGGCUUCUGAUUGUCUCAACCCCAAAUCAGGUAUCAUUCUUCAGCCAAACACCUCUACCAGCCUGCCUUGUCAUGCCCACCACUGGAGCCUUAGAUCCAAAAUCGGAGGAUUUCUCCACUGCUAUUCUGAAACAGAAGAUUCGACCGAAUCGACUCAUAGUGGAUGAAGCUACCAAUGAGGACAACAGUAUUGUGUGCCUGUCACAGGUUAAAAUGGAGGAGCUGCAGUUGUUCCGCGGAGACACCGUGGUGUUGCGCGGUCGGAAGCGGAGACAGACAGUCUGCAUUGUUCUCACAGACGACACGUGUAGCAAUGAGCGUGUGCGCAUGAACCGGGUCACCCGUAACAACCUGCGGGUGCGCCUUGGUGAUGUCAUCAGUAUCAACGCCUGUCCAGAUGUGAAAUACGGGAAGCGCAUCCAUGUUCUACCUAUAGACGACACAAUCGAGGGGCUGACUGGCAACCUGUUUGAAGUUUUCCUAAAGCCUUAUUUCCUGGAGGCGUACCGGCCUGUUCACAAAGAUGAUAUUUUUCUAGUGAGAGGAGGUAUGAGAGCUGUGGAGUUUAAGGUGGUAGAAACAGACCCCGCACCACACUGCAUUGUUGCCCCAGAUACCAUUAUCCACUGUGAGGGAGUGCCUAUCAAACGAGAGGAUGAAGAGGAGAGUCUGAAUGAUAUCGGGUAUGAUGACAUCGGUGGAUGUCGUAAACAGCUGGCUCAGAUUAAAGAGAUGGUGGAGCUGCCUCUCAGGCACCCCGGCCUGUUCAAAGCCAUUGGCGUGAAGCCUCCGAGGGGGAUUCUGCUGUACGGUCCACCUGGCACAGGCAAAACUCUGGUGGCACGUGCUGUUGCUAAUGAGACAGGAGCUUUCUUCUUCCUCAUCAAUGGCCCUGAAAUUAUGAGUAAGCUAGCGGGAGAGUCUGAGAGUAACCUGAGAAAAGCUUUUGAGGAGGCUGAAAAAAAUGCCCCUGCUAUCAUCUUCAUUGAUGAACUGGAUGCAAUUGCUCCAAAACGAGAGAAGACUCACGGUGAGGUUGAGCGGAGGAUCGUCUCUCAGUUGCUCACCCUCAUGGAUGGCUUGAAACAACGCGUUCAUGUUGUCGUCAUGGCGGCAACGAACAGACCCAACAGCGUGGAUCCUGCUCUUCGACGCUUUGGCCGGUUUGAUCGUGAGAUUGACAUUGGUAUCCCUGAUUCCACCGGCAGGCUGGAGAUUUUACAGAUUCACACCAAGAACAUGAAACUGUCAGAUGAUGUGGACCUGGAAAAGAUCUCUGCUGAAACACACGGGCACGUGGGAGCAGAUUUGGCUGCUCUGUGUUCAGAAGCAGCGCUGCAGGCCAUUCGCAAAAAGAUGAUUCUUAUUGAUCUGGAGGAUGACAGCAUUGAUGCAGACCUGCUCAACUCACUUGCCGUCACCAUGGAUGACUUCAAGUGGUCUCUGAGUCAGAGUAACCCAUCCGCUCUGCGGGAAACGAUAGCCGAGGUUCCUCAGGUAAACUGGGAAGACAUCGGAGGACUAGAUGAGGUGAAGAGAGAGUUACAGGAGCUUGUGCAGUAUCCCGUGGAGUAUCCUGAAAAGUUUCUGAAGUUUGGAAUGACACCAUCUCGUGGGGUUCUGUUCUAUGGCCCACCAGGGUGUGGCAAAACUCUACUAGCUAAAGCCAUUGCCAACGAGUGCCAGGCUAACUUUGUGUCUAUUAAAGGCCCAGAGCUGCUCACUAUGUGGUUUGGUGAAUCAGAGGCAAACGUCAGAGACGUGUUUGAUAAGGCACGGCAGGCCGCUCCAUGCAUUCUAUUCUUUGAUGAGCUGGACUCCAUUGCCAAAGCUCGAGGGGGCGGGGCUGGGGAUGCAGGGGGCGCAGCUGACAGGGUCAUCAACCAGAUUUUAACAGAAAUGGACGGGAUGACCAACAAGAAGAAUGUCUUUAUUAUUGGUGCCACCAACAGACCUGAUAUUAUUGAUGCUGCAAUCCUGAGGCCAGGUCGUUUGGAUCAGUUGAUUUAUAUCCCUCUACCUGACACAGCCUCCCGCUCUGCCAUCCUAAGAGCCAACCUCCGCAAGUCUCCUAUCGCUAAGGACGUAGACUUAGCGUACCUUUCCCGGAUAACAGAGGGUUUCUCGGGGGCAGAUCUGACUGAGAUCUGCCAGAGAGCCUGUAAGCUUGCUAUCAGAGAAGCCAUCGAGGCAGAGAUCAGUGCUGAGAGACAACGGCAAGCCAAGAAAGAUACUUCUAUGGAUGAUGAUUACGACCCAGUGCCUGAGAUCAGGAAGGAUCAUUUUGAAGAAGCCAUGAGAUUUGCUCGUCGGUCUGUCAGUGAUAACGACAUACGAAAGUAUGAGAUGUUCGCUCAGACUCUGCAGCAGAGCCGCGGAUUUGGCAACUUUAGGUUUCCCACAGAAGUGCAGUCAGGUGAAGGUCAGGGGUCAGGCCAAGGCUCUGGGGGUCAUUUCAGAAACGAUGGGGACGAUGAUCUCUAUCAGUAAUUAAGGACAACUAUCAGCCCAACACCUGUGGUGUGUGAUACAGAGCGAGAAAAAAAAAAAAGAAAUU